Racocetra fulgida is the source of this 1311-nucleotide messenger RNA. The record is from the annotation of a GenBank genome assembly. NCBI's taxonomy places the organism in Eukaryota, Fungi, Glomeromycota, Glomeromycetes, Diversisporales, Gigasporaceae.
AUGGGUUCGAAUGAAAAGCCCUGUCGAAACUGCGAAGCGCUUAGAGCGCAACUUGAACAAAAAGAAGCUAUCGUAGACAAAUAUCAAAAAAUAGUUCAGUCUCAAAACGAGCUUCUUCAGGAUUUGACACAGAAAAGUCCAUUUGUAUCAGGAUCAUCACGUAAACAAGGCGACAAUUUUGGCCACUUAGGAACAUCUUCGUCUUUUGAUUUAAAUAGUAAGGUUACAGCGCCUAAAACCCGUGGCAAACAAGCUUUUAUCGGAUCCAUUACAGAUGGGAUUGACAAAGAAACGUUAAAGAAAUGUCUCGAAGACGCUUUUGGUGCCGUUGAAAAUAUCGAUAUGAUACCUUCUAAAGAGCGUUGGCAAAAACUUUUUCAAUCUUUACAAAAUCCUACCAAAUAUUGCGCACUUGUCAACAAAUUCGCUUCUCCUAAGCACAUCCAAUCAUUUUUAUCAACUACUCCUAAUAUUGAACAGGUUUCAUUUAUCGAUUUGCCUUGUUACAUUUCUUCUGAAAGGUUUAAACAACCAGAAAAGGAUGAAAAUGGGAUACUGAACUAUUAUUUAUUAGAUGCUGCAAGUAUUAUGGUAGUUAAAGCACUUGACUUAAAUAUUACCGAUGUCAUAUUAGAUUUAUGCGCUGCUCCUGGUGGAAAAAGUCUUGUCAUCCUCCAAUAUUUGUUAUCUUCCAUUAUUCACAACAGUAAUAAUACGGAUUAUAGUGGAUUCCUAACAGCAAAUGAUCCAUCUCCUGGUAGAUGUAGACGUCUAAAACAAGUUAUAACUGAUUACAUUCCACCUUCAUUACAACAUCAUAUAAACAUUUUAUCAUUAGAUUUAACUCUCUCACUACCUACUUAUGAUAAAAUUUUAGUUGAUGCUCCAUGUUCCGCUGAACGUCAUUUAUUACAUUCUCCUAGCGAAUUUUUAAAAUGGAAACCGUCCCGAUCUAAAAUUAUGUCUCAAAAACAAUACAAAAUACUACUAGAUGCUGUUAAAGGUAUACAUGUUGGUGGUUUAUUGGUUUAUGUUACUUGUUCGAUAAAUAAGUUUGAAAAUGAAGAAGUUGUAAAGAAAAUAUUAAAGAAUAGUUGGGUGCCUUUAGAAGAAGUUAAGAGAGAGUGGGUAAUAGGAGAAUCAUGUGAAAAAGGAUGGAUUGUCUUACCGGAUAAGUGUGAUGGUUGGGGUCCCUUGUAUUUUGCAAUUUUGAAAAGGGUCGGAGAAGGUGAAUUUAGAAAGAAAGAGAAAAAAACGUUUAAAAGAUUUAAUAUUGAUAAAAAUAGAGCAGAAGAGGACUACGAUGAAUGA